UCUGCUAGAUUCUGUCCUAGACAAGUCGCUUGGAGAUUUUUACUUAGUUUUUGCUUCGUAAUUGAAUUCGUCGUCGUCGUAUUGCUUAGUGUCAUAAUGAUUGCUGGCCGGUACAACGAUAACUGUGUGGAGUAUACCCAGAAGGGUACGCGUUGUUUGAGGAAGGUUCCCCUAGCCUUAGGAAUUGAAGGAGAGUGCUGGCAACACCGUCAACAGCCAGCCGAGGUCCAGUGCUCUGCACAUACUGGGCUUCAUGGGAAUGGCAGACGUUGCAGCCGGCGUGGACGUCACACGCUAGACGAAAACGCCGUUGAACUCUACUGCACGCAACACGUCAACAAGUUGCAUCGCGAGAACGGCCGUGCGGAGGUCGUUUCUGCUAAUCGCCAACAGCAGGAUGAACAGCGUAGGAGGGCGGAGGAGCGUGAGCAACUCCACCCGAGACGAAGGUCACCGCGUCUGGUAGAGCGAGAGAUCGCCGCUGCCGCUGUUCAGCUCGCCGCAGAGAGGGAGCAACGUCGUGCCGCCAAUCGGGCAAACCAGAACCUGCGGAGGUCGGCCCGGAUUGCCGCGAGGCGAGGCAAUGUGUGAUAAUAGCCUGGACUGAUUCGCAGAAGCAGCAGGGGGGAGACCGAGGGGGGAUACUGGGUCGAACACUGCUGAGGUUCUCGGGACGUAAACGCCUUGCUAUAGGAGUAGUAGGGAGGAAGCCGAGACGGGUAGUGCAUGGUCACUCAAACCAGGCCCGCUGCACUAUCGUGGUCAAGAAAGACUGGGUGUGGUCAGUCGGGGUAGACGCCGGAGGCCAUUCUCUUUCUUUGACCGCCUGUAAAUUAUUUCCAAGAAGAUCAGGCCUCACCGUGGGACGCGCACACACGUCGUAGGUAUGCAGGUAUUUCAAUGUCUACCUUGUGACAAUAUGUUCCUAUUCACCAGAUCUGUUUACCCCCAUACCUCCUAAUGGGAGUCAUGUAUAUCUAUGAG
Strongylocentrotus purpuratus (purple sea urchin) is the source of this 984-nucleotide messenger RNA. RefSeq lists its product as uncharacterized. The record is from RefSeq and is a predicted model, not a curated record. The transcript has 5 exons. The coding region runs from base 97 to 591 and encodes 164 amino acids. Lineage: Eukaryota; Metazoa; Echinodermata; Echinoidea; Camarodonta; Strongylocentrotidae.